Nothobranchius furzeri (turquoise killifish) is the source of this 10066-nucleotide messenger RNA. RefSeq names its product BAI1 associated protein 3 (gene baiap3). The record is from RefSeq and is a predicted model, not a curated record. Gene Ontology annotation, cellular component: secretory vesicle; recycling endosome membrane; trans-Golgi network membrane. Gene Ontology annotation, biological process: regulation of dense core granule exocytosis; positive regulation of neurotransmitter secretion. Gene Ontology annotation, molecular function: SNARE binding. NCBI's taxonomy places the organism in Eukaryota, Metazoa, Chordata, Actinopteri, Cyprinodontiformes, Nothobranchiidae.
UGGGUGAGCAUCGGGGGAGCGGUGGGGGAACGUUUCGAGGGGCUAAAAUGAGCUUUCGUCUGUCGUAUGUGUUAAGUAAAAGAUCCAAACGUUGUUUUCUCAUAAGUUGAGUGCGUCACGUUCACAGCAAGAGGCGACGUGCUGCUGCAGAGAUCAGAGCAACUCUGACACACGAAGCAGCUAAAACAUUUCUGGAAAACUGUCUGGAGUCGCAGUAAAACAUGACAACGCUGCUGGACCUAAAGAGUAGUGUGCUGAGGCAGGUUCAGAGGAGCCAGUCUCUGAGGAGUCGCAGAGAGCCCCCUCCCACCGCCAGCAGCCCCCUCACAGACUGUCCUCCUGAGCCUUUACCCCGAAGGAUUUCAGCGGAAAGCGUGGAGUUCUUUGAGCGUACGAAUGCCGUUCUACAGAAACAGGAGAGCAUGAUGCGGGCGGCCCAGGCAGAGUGUCAGCGAGGAGCUUGCACGGUUCCACCACCACAAGAGCACGUGGACCAGCCUUUCAUCACCGAAAGAAUCAGCAGGACAGAGCUCGACCUGCUUUAUGAGGAGGCUGUGUACACGGUGGUCAACAGAGUCGGCGUGCCCGCUCCAGAACACGUGAAGAGCGACGAUGAGCUGUUUGCUUACCUGCUGAAGGUGUUUGAUAUGGGUGAGGAGGAACAUGAAAUUAUUCUACAAAAAGUUCAAGAAUCAAAGAGAGCCAGCUUUUCCUUAAGAGUCUCAGUCAUGAAAGCCAAGAGUCUGAUGGCCAAGGAUGCAAAUGGGUACAGCGACCCCUACUGCAUGCUGGGAAUCCUGGUGGGGCAGAGCCCUCGUGAAACAGAGGAGAAGAAGGAGAGAAAGUUCAGCUUCAGGAAGAGGAGGGAGAAGCUGGAGAAGCGCUCCAGCACCAAAGAGGUGUUACCUGCCAGGUGCAUCCAGGUGACUGAAGUCAAACCCGAGACUCUGAACCCCGUCUGGGACGAGCACUUUGUGUUUGAAAUAGAUGAUGUCCACAAUGACCUUUUACACCUAGACAUUUGGGAUCAUGACGACGAUGUAUCUGUUGCAGAGGCUUGCAAAAAGCUCAAUGAAGUCAGUGGUCUUCGGGGGAUGGGGAGAUAUUUUAAACAAAUAGCAAAGUCAGUGCGGGCCAAUGGAUCGGCAUCUUCAGGCUCCGAGGAGAACGCUGAUGACUUCCUCGGAUGCAUCAACAUCCCUUUGAACGAGAUUCCUGUUCCUGGUUAUGACACCUGGUUCAAACUGGAGCCCCGAUCGAGCGCAUCGAAGGUUCAGGGAGAAUGUCACCUGGUUCUGAAACUCUUCACCAGCCAGAGAGACACAACGUUGUCCAAGAGGGACACAAAUGUCUCCAUUCACAAGAAACUGUUGAGUCAAAUUGUGGAAAACGAGCAUGCACAAGUUAAGAGAGAGCCGUACAACUGGAAUGGGCAGGUUUCUCCUCCAGCAUGGACCAUACUAACUCACCAUGCUGUGCAAACUGAUCUUUCACCUCUGCAGCAGGCAAUUGUACGCUGGCAUUGCUACAGCAGCCACCAUAGGAACCAGAGGGUGUGCUACUCCCUGCUGCUGCGCCUCCUGAGGACCAUCGAUGCAGAGUGGGAUCCUCCCGCCGUGAGGGGAGACCUGGAGCGGCAGCUAUCAGACAGCUUCAGACUGUACACCGAGCACUGCCUGUGCCUGAUGAAGAACAUGCGUCAGGUUUUCCCCUGCACCAGCGCCGCAGCCAUUACACGCUACGAGCUCAUGCUGAGGGGGAUUGGCUACAUGCAAAACAUGAGAGCAUUUAAGACUGUUUGUCCUCUUCGAAAUGAGCUGCAUUUGGACAUCACUACUGCUGUUAAGAAGGGAACAGCUGAGUGGUACGAAAGCCUAAUUGCCCAAUACAAGCCCGAGGACGGGGCUAUUCAUUGUGUUUGGACAAAGCAGACUCUGGAGGAGCAGCUUAAGAAACUGGUUCAAGUGAUCGAUGCCGUGUGUGCAGAUGUACAAAGAGCCCAGAACGUCUACAACCAACUGUUCUACAGUACGGUGAAAGUAGACUUCUUCAGCAUAUCAUACAGACAGCUGGAAAAACAGGUAGCAGAUGAUGUAAACGUAGCGAUGGAGCGAGUUUGUGGAACUCUGGAGCAAGAGAGCUCCAGACUGACUCAGGCGAUGGGAGAGACCAUCUUUGAGCUCUUCGUGUCCUUGAAAAUCCUCAAAGGCUUUCGGGAGUUUCUUCCUCUGAAAGAUGCAAAAAUGUUGGCCUUGACAGGUUUUCAUAACUGGUUCAAGUCCUCGAUUCAUAAGUGGCUGCAGAUUGUUCAUGAAAGGUCCUGCGACAGGAUCCGCAAAGCAGUGGAGGCAGACCAGCCCCAGCCUCUGCAACAAGCCAAACACAGCUCAUCAGCAGUAGAAGUGACAGCUUGCUUCAGCCAGGUACGCGAGAUCUGGCUCCAGCUGGCCUGGCCAGACUCUGCGGGGGCCUUCAUCUUUGUCACUCGCCUGACAGACAAUUUCUGCAGUGAAGCUGUGUGCUACUCAGAGAUGAUAACACGCAGGAUUGAGCGGAAUCAGCUGGGCCGAGACCACAAGGGCUUCACAGUGCAGCUCUGCAUUGCCCUGAACAGCAUAGAGCAUGUGCGUGUUUACCUGACUCACCUGCCUCGUGACCUGGACUGGUCAGGUGUGGAGCGGGCCAUGGAGGAGUCCUGUGGAGUGGAGGGGAAGGAGCAGGUUUACAAGGCCCUCAAUGGGCAGCUCUUCAACAUGGACCUGGACCUGCAAAGGGAAACUAAACGCAUCAUCUCGCUGCUCACUGACAAGAUGCUGCCUGAGCUGCGGAGGUACAUUCAGCACAUCAGCCUGUCUCCAGACUCCAUCAACAAUGAUGAGGCUGUCUCCCCUCUCAUGAAGUACCUCCAAGACACAAUGGCCAUUCUGACUGAAAAUCUCGUUAAGGAAAAUCUUAGCAGAGUUCUGCAGAGCAUGUGGGAGCUGCUCCUGCGGAUGAUCCUGGACACGGUAACAGAAAACAGGGGCGUUCAGGUGGAGUUUUACAACCGCUUCCAGUACACGGUGGAGACGCUUUUGCAGUUCUUUCACAUCAAAGGAGAGGGUCUAUCCCUGGAAGACAUGAAGAUCGGCGACUAUAAGGUCUUGGACGAAGAGCUCAGGCUGAAUAAAUGCUCCUCCUUUGAUCUGAUUGAACAGUACUACCUGGAAAAGAUUUCCCUCCAGAAAACACUCAAACACACCCCUUUCGGUCGGAUCAGUGUAAAAUGCUACUAUGAUGCUCCGGAGCAGAGGUUGACGGUGGAGAUUCUUCAUGCUGCAGAUAUUAUCGCCCUGGAUGCCAAUGGUCUGAGUGAUCCCUUUGUUAUCGUGGAGCUUUGUCCUCACCACCUCUUCCCGUCAGCCAAGAGUCAACGCACACAAGUGAAACUGAAGACGCUGCAUCCGGUGUUCGAUGAGUUGUUUUACUUCCACGUCAGUCCUGAGCAUUACAGACACAGGUAUGCUUGUUUGACCUUCACUGUGAUGGACUACGACUGGCUCUCCACCAAUGACUUCGCUGGAGAAGCCGUCGCUCCUCUUAGUGACUUCUGCUGGCCGGGGAGACCAAACGCCUCACCAGCUGGCAAAAACGUCCAGCCCGUUAUUCUGCACCUGUCUCGCAGCAAACCUAGCGAGAAACCAAUCAUGAGGAUGCUGGACGCUCGCACCGGAGACAGGGAGGCUCAGGAGUUUGUCCGCAGGCUGAAAGAGAUCGAGAAGUCGAUGGAGGAGGAGUAAAAGCUGUCAGUAUUGGCUGUGUCCGUGUUUCCUGACUACGUCUUGCAACAUGUGCUUUUGUAUCUGUACAAUGUUAACAACCUUUGAUUUCUUUUUCAAUAUGCUGUUUGUUGGGCACCAAAAGAAAAGAAAAGAAAAGAAAACAGACGACAGUUUUUCACUGUUUUCUAACUGGGAGAUGAACAUCCUGUCACUGUGCAACUGUCUCAGUUAAACUAUAUUUUAGACAUGAUUAGAUAGUAGAUCCUAAAUGUUAGUAGUCUAUAUUUUUUGUAAUGAAGUAACAGUUAUCUUUGUUGUAUAACCUUUGAUAUGAUAGAUUUCAAAUAUUUUGUGGAAGUAGCUAACCUAUAGCCUAUAGUUCUCAGUCUAAAGUCUAAAUCUAUACCUCAGAUGUGCUCGUGAGUCACAAGGACGUUUAACAGGGGUUGAGACUUUCAUCCUGCACACACACACACACACACACACAUGCAUGCAUGCACACACACAUGAACACUCCGUGGGGAUAAACUUGACGAAUGCUCAUAAUACGAACCUGCAUUUAUUUCUGACUUCACACCGAGACUUUACUACAAACUGUUCUGGAUAAGCAUAUGGACAUGUAGACGUGUAGAAGGAAACCGUAGAGACAUGAAUGAUGAAGAUGCAUCACAGCUUUGGGCAGACUGUCCACUCCAGAAGGGUGUUCUGUCAACAUGCAAAGGUUCUUACAGUCUCAGCCCUGCUUCCACAUGGAAAUGUUCUUGUAGGAGACCUGAAAUGGUCUUUUUUAUUUUAGUUUUGUUUUUGAUGAAAAGAGAAAAAAUACUUUGAAAUGCCACCUUUUCUAUUUUUUGGGUGGUGUAGUUGCUGUAGUAAUGUGGGAAGUUCCCAGUGUUUUUGUAUGGAUGAAGACAUUUCUAAAAACAGUGCCAAGGAUAUUUUAGUAUCACCAAAUAAAAAUAUUUUUUGGGGCAAAACAGCAUUUCCAUGUGGACAAGGUCUGAGAGCGAUGGUGCAAGCGUGAGAGACCGGCAGUUGAGAGAUCUAACAGCCACAUCAGCUGGAGGUUUUAGUUUUCGAUGGGUCCGGUUCCCAAACCUUUCAGCUUCUCACAUACAAAAUAGAAAUUGUCAAGACAUGCAACCCCAAAAAUCUUUGAUUUGACAAAACAAAUGCGCUUAAAAAGCUAAAUCAUUCAGGGCAUAAGAAAAUCCAGCUCACAUAUAUGCUAGAAAUAUAGGUUCAGCAACUGUUUAUCCAUUUAGAUUUCUGGAAAUCAUCUCAAGACCCCCUGGGUAGUAGACUGACUUUUGUUAUGUUAGUAGAAAACGUAGAUGUUGUUAUGGCUGUACACCUGGUCAGAUGUGUUCUAGUUGGUUUCUUCAUGUCAUUAGAAUCAAAUCUUAAAACGUAGCUCAUGUUCAUUUGAGAAAUCUGAGGAAAUAGUUUCAAAAAUAUCAGCAAACCCGAAUGAUCACAUUGGCAAACGUUAGCAGGCGGCUCAUCUCGCUGUGAAACAUGCUCAAGGUAAGACGAAAGGAAAAGAACGGCUUGUGCAGGGCUGCGAUUACACUUGAGGGGCGAGGCGAGCACUCUGUUCGUUGCAGCUCUCGCUGGCCUGACAGACAUAAUUCAACAUCAUCCAUCUCUCCCAAAGCUGGGAAGAGAAAAAAGUCUGGGAUCUCCAUGUUUUUCAGAAGCUGCAGAGUAACCUGGAGUCCAACCUGUCAUAUGUUGUGAAGAAAAUGAAAACGCUCUUUCAUUUAUAUGUAAUUUCAAAAGCACACACUCGGCUUGUAUUACUGAACCAACUGAACUAUUAUCUAGAAGCACAAAUUACUCACAUUGAUGUUUAUCACAGGAUUUCCAAGGUGACCGGUCCUUGGAAAUCCUGUUCUACGUAAACGUCUUGAGUCAUCCUUCAGCUCUUUACAUUUUGCUGCCAAGAAACCAGCUAUUCCUGGUCUGAGGCAUCGAUUUCAUGCGUUUUUAGUCCAGUACCUGAAUAUUUUAAGGAAAUCAUUAUUGUAACCACUUAACUUUGACUCAUUUAGGCAUGAAAAGGCUGUUGUGACACACAGCAGAGCUACCAUAAAAGAUCUUUGCUCAUUUUUGUUCCCAGCAGCCCGUCAAAGAAGGACACAUCUCAUUUAUUUAGUUGGAUCUGUGAAAUAAAGCCAAGUGUACACAUUUACACUUAUAAAUCAAGAUUUUAGCUCCAGGUUUACAAAAAUAUGUUUGUUAAAAGCCUGAUGAUCAAAUUAGGGAUAUUUAAAAACCUCAUUAAAUUAUGGUCAUUUUGAUGAUUUUUAAUCAUAUUAUUUUAGCAGCAGUGGUAGUGGUUUAUUGUUUCUGAGUUAUUGUGAUCUUACAACUUUUAUCUCCCUUUAAAGUUCAAAAGAGCAAAGAUCUUUGUUUCUUAUCUGUUUAAAGCACUCACUCUACAUUAUGCUGCUGUUGUACAGUAACUGGGCUGAAAACGGAUGAAUCACCAAAUGGAAAGUGUUUGAAAACAAGAGUGCAGAAAUCCCAUAAGGACUUAUUGUGACUUUUUGGAAGCAAUACUUAAAGAAAAUAGAAAUUGUGUCAAUCUUUUGCGCUGUUCAUUAGUUUAAAAUUAAAUAUAUUUAUUAGAACUAUGAAUAGAAAAUUUAAAAACAAAAAAAGAUUUAUUGGAGACGUAUCUUUAUGGACAAAACUGUUGAUUCUUAAAGAUUUAGUGAGAGUAACAUAAUUAAAUAUGUAUCAUUUAUGGGUUAUUAUCCUAACAGAUGAAAGCUUAAAGUGACAGUGUGUAGGUUUUCUUGUAAGUGGCCUGUAUUUGUAUAGUGCCUUCAUAGGGUUCUACCCCCCCCCCCCCCCCCCCCCCAAGGCGCUUCACAACACAAUCAGUCAUUCACCCAUUCACACACACAUCCACACACACAUUCACACACUGGUGGGGAUACAAUGUAGCCACAGCUGCCCUGGUGUGCACUGGCAGAAGCGAUGCCUGCCGAAUACUGGCGCCACCAGGGUGCGGGUCUAAGCCUCUGGGGCACACCACAUAAGACGUCAUGUUUCCAUCUGGCCAGCUCGGGGUCCUGCGCUUGCCGAUGACCCCACACUAAACGACUGGCUGGACGUACGACCUACGGAAAUUACGUUAACAUGUUCGAAAACAUUUAGGCAGAACGAAACAUGAAUUUAAUAACAAAACUGCGAAGCCCUUACAAAAAUCUAUGUGAAAAAUUAAAUCAAAAAAGAGAUGCAAUAUAUUUUGGCCGUGUGGUAUUGCCAUAGUAUGAUGACGUCAUCGGCAGAUGCAGAACGCCGAGCAGAUCCGGGAACUACAAAGCCAGAAAACUAGCAUUGGCAUUGCAGUCUCUUGAUGGAGUUAACUGAAAGACCAUCAAAGUCGAAGCAGCCACGCCAAGGUCACAUGCUCUCUACAGAUGACAACACUUACCGUAAUGCUUUUUUAAUAGCGACAAUUAUGGUAUAUGCUGUAAAACUACCCUGAAAUGUAUGCAUGUACUGCCCCCUAGUGCCAGGAAACUACACACUGUAACUUUAAACUAAAAACUUGAAAGAAAAAUAAAAGCUAAUAUCACUUUAAAUAAGCUGCUUUCUUUCUAAAGAAGUUUAGUUUUUUGUCCUGGAAACUGGAAGCUUAAUGCUGAGGAUUUAGUUUUCAAACAAACUGAACCUGGAAAAGAUAGGAACUCUCCUGCAAGUGAGCUGUAGUAAAAAAAAAUAAACCUGUAGCAAGUGAAGAGAGGACCAAACCGCCACACCGACAGCAUUUUGAUAGUGAUGUAACUCUACUGUAGCUGCUUGUGUAGUGCUUUGUUGUUAUCCUGUGAAGCUGUGAAGACAAAGCACGCAAAAACCAUUUCUAUGCCUGAAACGUGUGCUGCAUUACAGGGUUUGUUCAGCUGCAGGGAAUCCUUCAGCACACCUGACCAGCACUUGCCUUCAUGUUUCUGUUUUUUCAGGAAGAAAUUUGAUUUGUAUUGAGAAAACCCCGUGAAGCUGCAAACAUCCCUCACUAGCAACAUUAUUUCUAUUUGUUCCCCUUGAACAGGUGAUUGUUUUCCCUCUAUAACUACAUUAUUGUGGCCCAGUGUUUACAAUAAACCAAAAACAACACAACCUCAUUCAAAAGUCAAAUAAAGCUAAUUUUAUAGUGUUUAUUCAAAUCCUAGAAAGGAUUCAAGGAUUUACACCUUUUUAAAGUUAAAAGGGACUUUUUAAACUCAAAUUCUUACAAAUAAUGUAUUUUCCUCUUUUUAGGUUUUUAGCCUGUUGCCAAUCCGAGUAUCCCAGUUGUAUAACGUUGCUCUGGAACAGAAAGUCUGGUUUUCUAUGUAGAAAAUUAUUAUUUUUGUGAUUUUUUUUCACACUCAACGUAAAGUGCAUUGAACACACACCCUCUUACAGAUUUAUGCUGGUGUUUACUUGAGAAAGCAAUGUUCAGUAUCAGAAAUAGUUCCUGAGUUAAUACAAAACACACAACACUAGUGAUCAUUUCUUUUAUUAAGGGAGAAAGUCUGUCCAAGCCCACCUGGCCUGUGGUUACUGGUUGUGGUACCCUUUGAGGCAGAAAUGAAAAGUUGAAUUAAUUGAAGGAGCAAUAUGCAAGAAUUCUUCAGUGAAAUAAUCACAAGUCUGAUGUCUUAAUCAUGAUGGAACGAAGGUUACAUUGAAACAGGUCUCCUCAUUGAGGGGUGUGUCUGUUUUUCUCUUUUCGAAAUGACCAAAAAAGGACGUAGUAAUUGUUUACGAUCUGUGAGCUAGCGUGGUUGCCAAGUCUGCAUCAGCAGACGUUGCUCAUUGCACCUAACCCUAAUCCGUCAUUUGUAGUUCGGCACUGGCCACCAAAACGCAGCAGCGUUCCUUGUGAAGAUCCUAAUUUUCUUCUAGUUAUUCUAGUUUUGUAACAAGUGACUUUCCCCACUGUGGGAUCAAUAAAGUAUUUUCAAUUCUAUUCUAAGCUAGCAACGGGAGCAGCCAAGAAAUUAUUUCUUGUACCCGUUAAGAAGCCACGGCAUCCUUUUUGUUUUACUCUUAAUAUCGGUUGAAGCUGGCUACAGGCUAGCAUUGAGCUAACAAUGCUAACGGUGAAUUUGAAACAAAUCAUUGGCUCUAAAAUGUUUCAAGCCACUAUUCAAUGACCAAAAACUCAAUAUUACAGUGAAAUGUAUUCAUCUACUUAUAAACUUGCGGUGUAUGACUCGUCUUCACGUGUCAUCUAGAAUCUUCUGAUGCUAACCCGUAGCUGGCAACAGCCAUGAGAGUCACUUGUUUGUGCUGAAAAUGUGCUGAAGUAACCAGAUUUGGUUCUUCUUACAUUAUUCUUACAAAGUUCACAUUUAACCAAAUGAUGCCAACUGGCUCCACUAAACCUAGUUGCCUAAAUGUAAAGAGUAAUAUACAUUUACUUUUGCCAUGACAACAUAUAACAACAUAUAUUAACCUUUCCACUUAAGCGACUAGUGGAACCAGUAGACAUAACUUGGUGAAGUAAUUUCAACAUUUCAUUUUUUAGAGUGUAACAGCUGCAAUCAGGCUUUGGUGGUGACUGGUAAUGGGUCUGUCACAUCUAUAAGGAGGAAUUUUGUCCCGCUCCUCGAUGCAGAAUAGUUUCAUUUCAGCCACAUUGGAGGGCUACAGGAAGAACAGCCUGUUUAAGGUCAAAGGUCAAAUAUUCUCCAUCAGGAGCAGAUGAUAUGGUUCCAUCAGUUACAGCACAUCAUCCAGGUCCUGAAAAAGGAAAACAAUCCCAGUAAAGACAAGAAAGGAGACUUUGUCUUCCUUUUUUUUAAACAAAAUCAUUAAAAACUGAGUUUUGUAUUUACUUUCUUGACCUUCGUCUGAUACUGAAGUUAGUUUGCUGUUUCUGAAACGUUUACUUGUGGGAAAAGAGGGAAAGAAGAAACUAGAAAUCUGUAAACGGGCGACGAUGUUUCACAGCACUGGAUCUGUUCUCUCAGCGUAAAACAUCAAACGUCUCAGCAGUCAGAUCAAAAGUUGUUUUACUUUGAAAGAAUGAUGUAACAGAUGAUCAUUCUUCCUUUUCUUCACAAAAACUUUUUAAAGACAUGAUAUAAAUGUGUGUAUUAUUUAGAUUUUCAUAGGUUUAAGGUUGAUGUUUGUUGUUCAGAUUUAAAGGCAGCUGGUAAAAAGAAUCUGCGGGAGGCAAAAGCCUUCUAAUAGCUAUUGUAAAAGUGAGUAUUUGUCCUUAAACUGUACAUGCUCGUGUAGCUGUUAUUAUGCCUUUGAGAGAUGUCCACAAUCCCAAUAAAGACUGUAUUUAAAUUCCA